GAGAUUAAGAUUUUGAAGGAGAAAGCAGAUCCAUGUUCUUGUCAGAGAAUUUAGGGCUCUUUGUUUGGAUUUGAGCUUUGCUUUUGUUCUUCUUCGUGAAAGUUUUGAAAUUUGGGAAAAGAUAUGUUUAAGCAGUUUCUAAGUAAACUUCCGAGGAAGUCUUCAAAAUCUGAUUCUGGAGAGCUGAAUCGUUCGAGUUCAGGUCCGGUAUCGUCUCCGGUUCAGAGAUCUGGAACUAGUGCCGGUUCGGGUCCGGUUCGAUCUAACUCAGGGAAGCGUAUGUCAUCUGCUGUGUUCCCAGCUAGUGUUGUUGCUGGGAUUGAGCCUUUGGUACCGUUUAAGGAUGUACCAAGCUCUGAGAAAUUGAAUCUCUUUGUGAGUAAAGUUAGUCUCUGUUGUGUGACGUUUGAUUUCUCCGACCCCGGUAAAAAUUCGAUUGAGAAAGAUGUUAAAAGGCAGACAUUGUUGGAGCUUUUGGAUUUUGUAGCUUCAGGGUCUGUUAAGUUUACUGAGCCAGCUAUUCUUGCAAUGUGUAGAAUGUGUGCUGUUAAUCUGUUUAGGGUUUUUCCUCCGAAUUAUCGGUCUAGUUCGGGUGGUGAAAACGAUGAUGAUGAGCCGAUGUUUGACCCUGCUUGGCCUCAUUUGCAAAUUGUUUAUGAUUUGCUGCUUAAGUUUAUUACUUCUCCGUGUCUUGAUGCUAAGUUGGCAAAGAAGUAUCUAGAUCAUGCUUUUAUUGUGAGGUUGCUCGACUUGUUUGAUUCGGAGGAUCCUAGAGAACGGGAGUGUUUGAAGACGAUUCUGCAUCGGGUGUAUGGGAAAUUCAUGGUUCAUAGGCCGUUUGUACGCAAGUCCAUGAGUAAUAUAUUCUACCGGUUUGUGUUUGAGACAGAGAAGCAUAGCGGAAUCGCAGAGCUUUUGGAGAUUUUCGGGAGUAUUGUGAGCGGAUUUGCGUUGCCUUUGAAAGAGGAGCACAAGAUCUUCUUGUGGAGAGUGUUGAUUCCGUUGCACAAGCCUAAAUCUGUCGGAAACUACUUCCAGCAGCUUUCUUAUUGUAUCACUCAGUUCAUAGAUAAAGAGCCGAAACUUGGCAGUGUUGUGAUAAAGGGUUUGUUGAAAUUCUGGCCUAUCACGAACAGCCAAAAAGAAGUGAUGUUUCUUGGGGAGGUCGAAGAGAUUGUAGAAGCAAUGAGCGUGAUGGAAUUUCAAAAGAUCAUGGUUCCUUUGUUCUUGCGGAUUGCUUGUUGUGUCACCAGUUCCCACUUUCAGGUUUCUGAAAGAGCUUUAUUCUUGUGGAACAACGAUCAAAUUGUGAACUUGAUUGGACACAACCGGCAAGCCAUCCUACCAAUCAUGUUCACUGCCUUAGAAAAGAAUGCUCAGAACCACUGGAACCAAUCUGUGCUAAACUUGACCUUAAACGUAAGAAAAAUGUUCUGUGAAAUGGACGAGGCUCUGUUCAUGUCUUGCCAUGCCCGCUUUAAAGAGGACGAAGCAAAGCAAUGUUCUGCAGCAGAAAAGAGGAAAGAAGUAUGGGCAAGGCUAGAGAACGCAGCAAGUAUGAAGCCGAUAACAGGAAAGACGGCUGUUCUGGUAACUCCUCGAGCAACCUCCAUUGCCUGCUAAAUAGCGCUUAAACCAAUUCACGGACAGUUUAUCCAACAGAAAUGAAGCAGCAACAUCAAAAGGAUGAUGGAGUGGCUGUUGCUUAAGCUAUGGUCUUCGGGAACUUUUCAUCGGGGUUGAUCUUUGUAAUAUUAUAUAACUUUGAUGUUGUUAGAUGUGUGGGUUUUAAUGCUAAAUCUCUUGCUUCCCUUUAAAGCAAUGAAACCAUGCUGCAUAU
Molecule: messenger RNA, 1840 nt
Organism: Arabidopsis arenosa
Lineage: Eukaryota; Viridiplantae; Streptophyta; Magnoliopsida; Brassicales; Brassicaceae
Source: the annotation of a GenBank genome assembly